Molecule: messenger RNA, 2535 nt
Organism: Callorhinus ursinus (northern fur seal)
Lineage: Eukaryota; Metazoa; Chordata; Mammalia; Carnivora; Otariidae
Gene: PRR5
Product: proline rich 5
Biological process (GO): TORC2 signaling
Cellular component (GO): TORC2 complex
Source: RefSeq, a predicted model, not a curated record
AUUCAGAGAGCCGGCCUCACCGUCCAAAGCCACUGCGUGCAGGGUCACCCCUGGGCUGGGGUCCCUCCAGAAGGCUGACAGGAAGAGGAGGAAGGCCAGGGAGAGGCUGCUAGGAGCAGGUGUGUGUGACGAGCACAAGAGGCUGCCCCGGGCUCGGCCUGCGCUGGCUUCCUCCCCGCCUCGGGGUCCUUGGUCCUCUCUGCACCUCAGGAGCAGCUGGGCCCCCGGGUCCCAGGGCGGUGCCCAGGACUGCCGUGCGCCUCCGGCCCCCCAGCAGCCCCUGCUGGGCCGGGAGCGGAUUCCAGCGUGGCAGCACUGGAGGACCACUGGGUUCCCAGCGACCGUUAGGCUUCCUGGCCGAUUUUUCUCUCUUCUAGCUGUAGAUGGGGAGCAGCCUUCCGGGGACACAGUGGUGGGGCUGGGUCCACCAGGGACUUCCAACGGGGGUGAGCGAGGCUCUGGCCGGGCAUUUCAUCCUCACAGCGGCCCAGGGUUGGGGGAAACAAGUUGGAGGACGUGUGUCUUGGACACGCAAGCCAGUGGCAUUCUGAUGCCAGGCCCGGAGCGGUCGGGCGCCCCAGGUCAAGUGCCUGGUGUCCCACGCGGUCUCGGCCAGCACUUGUUGAGAGGCUGGUAAUUCCCGGUGGAGCUGGUCUCGGCCUCGGUCCUGGCGGGGACCAGCCGUGGACUUUGGAUGUGGCCCCGCACGGCUCAUGCCCCCCGGGGGCGCAGGGCCCUGCGCGAGCCCUGCCCAGACCCGGCUGCAUGGGGACGGGGGGCAGCUGUUGGGUGAGCAGCUCUGUGCCCUCCCAGGGGGACGUGGCUUCUGUGAGCCUCUGUGUCCCCAUCUGCGAAGUGGGGGGCCAGUCUGCAUUCCUGGGAAGCAUGGAGCUAAUGCCAACGGACAAGGGCACCAGGAGCUUGGUGGCUGCUACCUGGUCUGCGAUGUGAACGGCAGCGUGUGUCCAGCUGUCCCCUCCACGCUGAGAAUCACGGCAGCAGCAUCCACAACGGGGUCAUCGCUGUCUUCCAGCGCAAGGGGCUGCCUGACCAGGAACUCUUCAGCCUCAACGAGGGCGUCCGGCAGCUGCUGAAGACAGAGCUGGGGUCCUUCUUCACCGAGUACCUGCAGAACCAGCUGCUGACGAAAGGCAUGGUGAUCCUGCGGGACAAGAUCCGCUUCUAUGAGGGACAGAAGCUGCUGGACUCACUGGCGGAGACGUGGGACUUUUUCUUCAGUGACGUGCUGCCCACGCUGCAGGCCAUUUUCUACCCGGUGCAGGGCAAGGAGCCGUCCGUGCGCCAGCUGGCCCUGCUGCACUUCCGGAACGCCAUCACCCUGAGCGUGAAGCUGGAGGAUGCGCUGGCCCGCACCCACGCCCGCGUGCCCCCUGCCAUCGUGCAGAUGCUGCUGGUGCUGCAGGGGGUGCACGAGUCCCGGGGCGUGACCAAGGACUACUUGCGCCUGGAGACGCUGAUCCAGAAGGUGGUGUCGCCCUACCUCGGCACCUACGGCCUCUACUCCGGCGAGGGCCCCUUCACACAUUCCUGCAUCCUGGAGAAGCACUUCCUGCGCCGCUCCCGCUCGGGGGAUGUCCUGGCCAAGAACCCGGUGGUGCGCUCCAAGAGCUACAACACCCCACUGCUGAACCCCGUGGCAGAGCACGAGGCCGAGGGAGCAGCACCCGGCGGCCCCGGCAUCCGCAGGCACUCGGUCUCGGAGAUGACAUCCUGUCCCGAGCCCCAGGGCUUCUCCGACACACCUGGCCAGGCUCCCCCUGGGGCCUUCAGACCGUCUGCGGGCCCGCAGUCGGGGCUAUGCCCCAGCAGACUCUAUCCCCCCACCCAGCCCCCCGAGCCUGGCCCAGGUGCUGCCCGCCCCUCCCCACCCUCUUCCAGUCCAGAGAACCUGGUGGACCAGAUCUUGGAGUCCGUGGACUCAGAUUCGGAAGGGAUCUUCAUUGACUUUGGCCGGGCCCGGGGCUCAGGCACAUCGGAGUUUGAGGGGGCCGGGGGUCGGCAGAGCAUCGUGUGACAGCCUCGAGUUUCUACUGACCGUGUGUGUGCCUGUGGGGUGCGUGUGUGCAAGAGUUUUUUUACUCUGUCCCAUGUGGUCGGCUGUGGGCCCUGGCCACCUUGCCGUUCCUGAGUCUUGGAUGGAAAAAGUGUCACCACCCGAGCCCCCGGCCCUGCUCCGUUCUGGGUGUUGGCCCCUCCACCACCCCACGCGGGUCACCAGGCGCACCGGUCAGCCCUGUGGGCACCAAACAGACCUGGCCACCCACCCCCGGCCUGCCGCAGCCCGCCAGCGUCCACACCCACGGAGACUGAGUCCUGUGGCUCAGCCAGGCGUCCGGAACGAUCCCCAGGGCAAUGGGGGUCGGUAGCACAUCCGCCUUCCCCCUUCCCACUCACCUCAGGCCAUGGCGUGACCUCCUGUCUGACCCUGUUCCAGGCCCUCCUUGCAGCCUGUCCUCACUCUGCCCAGGGCAGCUGGGGGGCAGGAAGGGGAUGGAAUAAAGCUGUCUGCCCCGA